Physeter macrocephalus (sperm whale) is the source of this 768-nucleotide messenger RNA. Its product is annotated as proline-rich protein 23A-like. The record is from RefSeq and is a predicted model, not a curated record. Lineage: Eukaryota; Metazoa; Chordata; Mammalia; Artiodactyla; Physeteridae. The transcript has a single exon. Bases 1 to 768 code for a protein of 255 amino acids.
AUGGGCAGCCGGCCCCGCAGCCCCAUCGCUUACCCUGCGGACUGGUGGGGGCCGCAGCCCGGAGGACCUGGCCCUGGUAAGCGCCAUCGAACGGAGGAACCCGAAGCUGAGGCGGCGCCCAGCCUGGACAACGUGCCUGAGCCCCUGGCCAAGGGCGCGCUAACCUCCAUGGUGGUCCUGCCCGCCGGCUGUGCCCUGCACCUGCCCCUGGACCACGUCGACGUGCUGCUGGAGCCCGAGCCCACGUCCGUGAGGCAAGUGUCUCUCGGAGAUCACAUCCUCAUGCUGGUCCCCGAGGCCCUCCUGGGCUCGGGCGUGGAAGGCCCGUGGGUACAGGGCCUGGAACGGGCCGGUUUCCUGAGCGCUCCCGAGGAGUAUAUGGCCCUGGAGCCGGGAUUCUUGUGCGUAGCUGUCCCAGAGAUCGCCUGCCAAGAAGAGGCCAACAAGGAGGACGCGGACGCCGAGUUCCUGCCGCCUGCGAUGUAUGCUGAAGCCGGCUACGUCACUGGGCUCCGCAGCCCUGCAGCAAGGGUGUCGGGCCCCGGCGCGCAGGGCUUACUCCCAGAGCUCUGGCCUCGGGCGCCCAACCCCAGUCCAGAGACAGGCUCUCCUCACCACGACGACAACCUGUACUUGCACCUUCCGGAGCCCUUCCCCGACCCACCACUCCAACCUCUACCUCCCUCUCCUUGUCCGGGUCCUCACGAGCGCCCCCAACACCUUCAUGGUCCUCUGCUCAAGUGCGCGAAAUGCCUGAUCCCGGAAUGA